Molecule: messenger RNA, 6278 nt
Organism: Acinonyx jubatus (cheetah)
Lineage: Eukaryota; Metazoa; Chordata; Mammalia; Carnivora; Felidae
Gene: NES
Product: nestin
Exons: 4
Coding region: 179-5794 (1871 amino acids)
Biological process (GO): positive regulation of intermediate filament depolymerization
Cellular component (GO): intermediate filament
Molecular function (GO): CCR5 chemokine receptor binding; intermediate filament binding
Source: RefSeq, a predicted model, not a curated record
GCCCCGUUCCCUCCGCGGACGUCCAGUCGCCGGGCUGCUCCUCGCCCCGCCCCGUCAUUGUCCCCGCCGGACUCCCUUUCCCGUCCGUCCCCCGUCCGUCCUCGGAGCUCUGAGAGUCGCUGGCUUCCCCCGCCGCCCCGCGUCUCUCCGCCGUCGGCGGGCCAGCCUUGCGAGCAAGAUGGAGGGCUGCCUGGGGGAGGAAUCUUUCCAGAUGUGGGAGCUGAACCGGCGCCUGGAGGCCUACGUGGCGCGGGUCAAGGCGCUGGAGGAGCAGAACGAGCUGCUCGGCGCGGAGCUCGGGGGCCUCCGGGCGCAGACCGGGGACGCCUCGUGGAGGGCCCGCGCCGACGACGAGCUGGCGGCCCUGCGGGCGCUCGUCGACCGGCGCUGGCGCGAGAAGCACGCGGCCGAGGUGGCGCGCGACAACCUGGCGGAGGAGGCGGACGGCGUGGCGGCCCGGUGCCAGCAGCAGCGGCGGGCGCGGGAGCGGGCGGCGGCCGAGGCGGCCCGCAGCCGGCGCGAGGCCGAGGCCGAGAAGGGCGCCCGGGCGCGGCUGAGCUCGCGGGCGGCGGAGCUGGAGCGGGAGCUGGAGGCCGUGUGCGCGGCGCACGAGCAGGAGCGCGCCGCCCUGAGCGCCCGGCCCCGCACCCCCCGCCGCCCCGCCGCGCCCCGCGGGCCCCCCGCGCCGGCCCCCGAGCUGCACGAGCUGGCGCGGCGGCUGGGCGAGGCGUGGCGCGGGGCGGUGCGCGGCUACCAGGAGCGCGUGGAGCUCAUGGAGGCGUCGCUGGGCCAGGCCCGCGAGCGCCUGGGCCGCGCCGUGCAGGGCGCCCGCGAGGGCCGCCUGGAGCUGCGGCAGCUGCGGGCGGAGCGCGGCGGCCUCCGGGAGCGCCGGGCCGCGCUGGAGCACAGGUUGGAGGGCCGCUGGCAGGAGCGGCUGCGGGCCACCGAGCAGUUCCAGCUGGCUGUGGAGGCCCUGGAGCAGGAGAAGGAGAGCCUGCAGAGCCAGAUUGCCCAGGUCCUCGAAGGUCGGCAGCAGCUGGCACACCUCAAGAUGUCCCUCAGCCUGGAGGUGGCCACAUACAGGACCCUCCUAGAGGCUGAGAACUCCCGGCUGCAGACCCCCGGCAGUGGUUCCAAGGCUUCCCUCAGCUUCCAGGACCCUAAGCUGGAGCUGCAUUUCUCUGGGACGCCAGAGGGCCGGCAUCUGGGACCUUUGCUCUCUGCCCUGAGCCCUACUCCCCUCUCCUCGCCCUUGCCUGAUACCCUGGAGACACCUGUGCCAGGCUUUCUGAAGAGCCAAGAAUUCCUCCAGGCCCGUACCCCAACCUUGGCCAGCACCCCCAUCCCGCCCACACUUCUGGCUCCCUGCGCUGUUACAGAUGCAGAGAUCAAAACCCAGGAUGCCCCCCUCUCCCUGCUCCAGCCGCAGCUUGGGAGGCAGUGGGCUCCAGAGGCCAUAUGGGCUAAAGCCAAGGAGGCCAUCCCUACCAGCGUCCUGCCAGGACCAGAGGAACCUGGGGGUGAGCAACAAGAGGCCAGUACAGGCCAGUCCCCUGAGGAUCAUACCUCCUCAGCCCCACCCCUCAACCCUGAGCGCCCUAGUUUAGAGGCCAAAGGUGGAGAACCCAAUGGGUCUGGAAUGUCCAGCAGAUUCCAGGAGGAAGGUGAAGGGCAAAUUGGGGGGCUGGCAGAGAAAGAAACAGCCAUAGAGGUCAAAAUGGUGAACGGUCUGCAGCAGGAAACAUGGCAAGAAGAUGGGGGUCUGAACAUGAAGAAAAUCCAGGACUCCCAGGGUCCUUUGGAAAAAGAAACUCUGAAGUCUCUGGAAGAGGAAAUUCAAGGGCCACUGAUGUCUCUGGAAGAACAGACCCACGAGACACUGAGAUCUCUAGAGAAAGAGAAUCCAGAAUCUCUGCGGUCUUCAGAAGAAGAGAGUUUAGAUACAUCAAAAGGUCUGGAAAAGGAGAAUCAAGAGCUAUUGAUGUCUUUAGAAGAAAAGAAUGCAGAUGUAGUGAGACCUCAAGAAAAAGAGACUCUAGAACUACUUAAGCCUGUAGGAAAUGAGGACUCACAGACAUUGCAAUCUCUAGAAAAGGAGAAUCAAGAACUAAUGAGGUCUCUUGAAGGUACUCUAGAGACGUUUUUAUAUCCAGAGAAGGAAAGUCAAGAAUUAGUGAGGUCUCGAGAAGAGAACUUUGAGUCAAUGAGAGAUCUAGAAAAGGAGAACCAAGAGCCACUGAGAACUCUAGAAGACGGGAAUCGAGAGAACUUGAGACUACAAGAAAGAGAGAACCAGGAGUUUCUGAACUCUCCAGAAGAUGAGAAGCACAAGACCUUGAGAACUCUAGAAAAAGAGAACCAGGGACCACUGACGUCUCUGGAAGAAGAAGACCAGGACACAGGGAGACCUCUAGAGAAAGAGAACCAAGAACCAGUGAAGUCUCUAGAAGAUGAGAACCAGGAGACAAUGAGACCACUAGAAACAGAGAACCAGAGGUCCUUGAGGUCUUUAGAAGAGGAGGACCAGGAAACAAUGAAGCCUCUAGAAAAAGAGAACCAAGAGCCAGUGUGGUCUCUAGAAGAAGACCAGGCAACAUUGAGACUUCUAGAAAAAGAGAACCAGAAGCCAGUGGGAUCUCUAGAUAAGAACCAGGAGACACUGAGACCUCUAGAAAAAGAGGACCAGGAGCCAGUGGGGUCUCUAGAAGAUGAGAACCAGGAGACAUUGAGACCACUAGAAAAAGAGAACCAGAGGUCCUUGAGGUCUUUAGAAGAAGAGGACCAGGAGACAAUGAAGCCUCUAGAAAAAGAGAACCAAGAGCAAGUGUGGUCUCUAGAAGAAGACCAGGCAACAUUGAGACUUCUAGAGAAAGAGAACCAGAAGCCAGUGGGAUCUCUAGAUAAGAACCAGGAGACACUGAGACCUCUAGAAAUAGAGGACCAGGAGCCAGUGGGGUCUCUAGAAGAUGAGAACCAGGAGACAUUGAGACCACUAGAAAAAGAGAACCAGAGGUCUCUAGAAGAAGACGACGACCAGGAGACAAUGAGGCCUCUAGAAAAAGAGAACCAAGAACCAGUGAAGUCUCUAGAGGAUGAGAACCAGGAGACAAUGAGACCACCAGAAAAAGAGAACCAGAGGUCCUUGAGGUCUUUAGAAGAAGAGGACCAGGAGACAUUGAAGCCUCUAGAAAAAGAGAACCAGAGGUCUCUAGAAGAAGACGACGACCAGGAGACAACGAGGCCUCUAGAAAAAGAGAGCCAGGAGCCAGUGGAGUCUUCAGAAGAAGACCAGGCAACACCGAAACUUCUAGAAAAGGUGAAACUAGAACCACUAAAGUCUCUUGGAAAAGACCAGGAGAUAUUUCGACCUCUUGAAAAAGAGAAUCAACAGUUAUUAAGAUUCCUAGAAGAAGAGAGUGCAGAGGUGAUGAGAUCUCCGGAAACAGAGAAUUUAGAAUCACUCCAGUCAGCAAGAGAAGACUUGGGAAUAUUGCAGUCUCUAGGAACUCUAGAGCCCCUGUGGUCUCCAGGAGAAGUGAAUCAGGAGACAAUGAAGCCUCUAGAAAGGGGAAGUCAAGAACCACUGGAGUCGGUAGAAGAGAACCAGGAGACAAUGAAGCUCCUAGAACAGGAGAACCAGGAGUCCCGGAGAUCUCCAGGAGAGUGGGGCCUAGAAAAUUCGAGACCUCCAGAGGGGAGAGGUCAGGAAAGUCAAAGGUGCCUGAUGGAGGAAGAGACCCCGGAGCAGACGAGGAAUCAGGAGUCCCCGGGGUCUUUGAAAGAGGAAAGGCAGGAGUCCCCGCUGUCUGCCCGACACCAGGGGAGGGAGGAGAGAGUGGCAGACCAGGAACCGGACCAGGAAACGCCCCGCGGCGGGGCCCCAGGGGGCAAGGAGGCCGAGGCAGAGCUGGACGUGAGGGAGCGGGGUGGCCUCCCCGGGAAGUCCGCGGGGCACAGAGAACUGUCCCUGGCUGCCGCAGGGGAGGGGCACCCAGGGGGCCCUGAGCCCGAGGAGCAGAGGGUCCCGGUUGAGGGAGCCAGGGGGCAGGGAGGCCCCGAGGGCUUCCAGGACCCUGAAGGGCAGCCAGAGCAAGCGGGGGGCCCGGGCCUCCGAGCUCCCCAGGGAAUGUCAGAGGGGAGAGACCUGGUGUUGGAAGGUGGAGAGGAGGCCCCAAGGGGUGGCCAGGUCUCAGAGGUCGCCUCGACAGCUGUGGGUGAGGCUGCUUCGGGCAGCCAGCAGGGACCAGAGCGGGAGGUGGUGGUGCCACCCGUGGGUGAGGAAGGUUUGGAGGCAGAGAAGAGGCAGGGCUUGGAAGAACCCCAAAAGGACGCAGAGGAGGCAGCUGCUCUGAAACCAGAGCUUUCCAGCCCCGCGGGGAGGAGCACACACCUCCCGGAGCCUCCCAGGGGCUGGGAGGAGUCGGAGCCCGAGGCCCCCUGGGGGGCAGAGGGGGCGUUCCCUGCCGAGACCCUGUGCCGCACUCUGGGCGGAAGUGGUACCCCUCAGCCCGGGCCCCAGGGGCCCGAGGACGCAGGGGAAGAGGCAGUGUUAGAGCCAGCGUCGCCGCCCGAGCCAUCAGAGCCCCGGUCGCCCACCCCAAUCCCUGGAGAUGCCCCUGGGCCCCAGCCCCUGGCCGCGGGGAGCCAGGAGGCUGGCUGGGGGCUGGAGGGCCGAGCGCAGGCUCUGGGAGGGGUGGAGGGGGAGCCAGAGGAGCUGGGUUCUGAGGGGAGCCCCGAGGGUCUCCAGGAGGAGGCAGAGGAGAACCAAGAGGACAGCGAGGCUGAUGAGCUUGGGGAGACUCUUCCUGACUCCGCCCCCCUGGGCCUCUAUCUCAGGUCCCCCGCCUCCCCCAAGUGGGACCUGCUUGGGGAGCAGAGGCCCCCCCCUCAAGGGGAGACCAGAAAGGAAGGCUGGGAUCCUUCUGUGCUGGCCUCUGAAGAGUGUGGGGCCCAGCCAGGGGAAGAGGAGGAGGGGGAGGAGGGGAGGAGGGAGGAGGAAUGCGGUCAGGACUCUGACUUGUCGGAGGAAUUUGAGGAUCUGGAGGCUGAGGGUUCUCUCCUUCCUGGGGUCCCCGGGGAGGCUGUGGAGCCUCCAGGCCAGAGGCCUCAGAUGCUGCUGGAGCCUGCAGCCUGGGAAGGGGAUGGGGAGUCUGAUGGGUUUGCAGAUGAGGAAGAGAGCGGGGAGGAGGGCGAGGAAGACAGAGAGGAAGAAGAGGGGAGGGAGCCAGGGGCUGGCCUGUGGGGCCCAGGGCCCUCUGUCAGCACCCUCCGUGCUCUGAGUGGCCCUCAGAGAGGGACCCUCCCGGGCUCUGAGACCGUGGAUGUCAGCGUUCCCUGGGACGACAGCUCGCGAGGCAUAACAGCCGAUGCCGGUGAGGAGUCCCAGGACAGCACCGAGCCCGAGCCCUCGGGCUCAGAGGAAGAGUCUGACCCUGCUCCCUUGGAGAGGGAGGACCCAGUCCCUGGCCCUCUGGAGAGCCACUGUGGGAUGGGAGACACGGGCCUGGGGGUAGGGGACACCCUUGGGGUCAACGGUCGGGUCCCCAGCUUGAAGGAGGAGUUAGAGCAUGUGAAUGGGGGGGUGGCAAAUGGGCUGGAGCAGUCAGAGGGAGGAGGGCAGGGAGAACCAGGGGGCCCCGAGGGGGACCAAAGGAGCCCCUUGGAGGACGAGGAGGAGGGGGGUGCCCUGAAGACUCCUUGGGCAGGACCUUCUCUUCACCUGGGCCCAGGCCAGUUCCUGAAGUUCGGUCAGAGGGAAGGAGACGUGGAGUCUUGGUCCUCGGGCGAGGACUAGAGCGAGACCCCUCUCCCCUCACUGGGGACUUGGUGGGGUGGGGGUGGGGGCCCCGAGCCCCCUCCCUGCUCAGAGGCAGCACCCUUAAGUUGUGAUCUCUUGACCUGUGGUUUCUGUCCCGGAGGCCUGACUGGCCAGGGCGAAACAAGGGGUGGCACAGGGAGAUGCUCCAAGAACAGAGGCCCCCAGACCCUGCGAAGGGGCCACCCCGCCGGCACUGUCCCUUGAGGCUUAAGCCAGCUGAACCGCUGUAGGACUAGGCCCUUUCCUGACGCCCCCUUUCUCCCCCUCCUGCCAGUGGGGGAGGGCUCCUCCCAGGAGAGGGGGCUGUGGCACCCUUCACUGUGAUGUGCCCCCUCAUCGCACCUUCUUGGGGUGUCUGGCCACCCGUGAGGGUGUGUUCCCAUGUCCUGACCCCCUGUGUUCCUGCCCCCUCGUGUCUGGCUCAUCCCUGCCUGAAUAAAGUCAUGCUUCCACCUACCAA